Molecule: messenger RNA, 4055 nt
Organism: Vitis riparia (riverbank grape)
Lineage: Eukaryota; Viridiplantae; Streptophyta; Magnoliopsida; Vitales; Vitaceae
Product: protein ARABIDILLO 1
Exons: 12
Coding region: 878-3661 (927 amino acids)
Molecular function (GO): protein binding
Source: RefSeq, a predicted model, not a curated record
GCUCCUGUAAAUCUCUUCUCAAUCUCCCCCACCCCUGGUAACAGAUAUAAUCUCCGUGUCUCCCCGUCUCUCCCACUCUCUCCCUUGCGCUGCCUUUUGCAUUGGACCUAAAAAAAAAAGAAAAAAAAAAAAGAAAAAAAAGAAGAAACGAAACAAAACAAAACAAAAAUAGGGAAGAGAGGGAUAGUAGACACAUGCCUUGAGGGUUUGGCCUGCCUGUCUCUCUCUCAUGCACUCCUCAAUUCUCUCCCACCCUUCUUCUCCCUCGUCUCCUCUCUCCAUUUAUAUCCAUUACACCUCCUGUCAAGCUUGAGCAAUCCAAACCCCUCUUGAAGCCCAUUGAUUUGUACCAAAAGCUUCAAGAUUUAAGGGUUUUCCGCCACAAAGCCCACAAGCCUAAGCCCCUCCAGGUUUGAGACAAAUUCGCUGUUUGUAGCUCAUGUCUCUCUUGCAUUUAUGAUCAUAGAUUUUCUGGGAUUUUGUUCGGAUUAUUGUUAUUAUUAUUUUUAGAUUAUGAAUCUGUAAUUCUAUGUGGUAAUAUAGAGAAUUGGGGGGUGCUGAACAAUUCCAUUUGGGUUUGAGGGAUUAGGGUUUUUGAGGUUAAAGGGUGUUUAUUUCUUGGUCUACCUCUGUUCAUUUACUGGUCCCAAGAUUUGGGUGUUUGAGGUGAGAAGCGUAUUUUUAUCUGGGUCUGCAAGAUAUGAGUCGGUGUUUGUUCUUUCACUGGUGUUAGGAUUUGGAUGUUUAGGUUUAAAGGGUGUAUUUGCAUCCGGGUCUGCAUGAUAUGAGUAGGCAGGUGUUCCUUUGAUGGUUUUAGGAUUUUGGUGUUUGAGGUCGGAGAGUGUUGGUAUUGGGGUCUGUGUGAUUUGAUUGAAAUAUGAGUCGGAGGUUGAGGAGGAAGGUGGUGAAGAAGGGGAAGGAGAAGGUUGUUUUGCCAAGUUAUCCUGAAAUUGAGAAUGAUGAUGGGGGCUUGGGCUUUGAAAAUAAAGGAUUUGCUAAUUGGACUAGCUUGCCUGAUGAUACAGUGAUUCAACUGUUUUCAUGUUUGAAUUAUCGGGACCGGGCAAACUUGGCAUCCACAUGUAGGACAUGGAGGCUUUUGGGUGCUUCACCAUGUUUGUGGAACUCAUUGGAUCUCCGAGCUCAUAGGUGUGAUUCUGCUGCAGCAGCUUCACUUGCAUCUCGGGGCAUGAAUCUUCAGAAGCUUCGGUUUCGUGGGCAAGAGACUGCUGAUGCAAUAAUACAUCUUCAAGCUAGGGGCUUGCGUGAAAUCAGUGGGGAUUACUGCAGGAAAAUUAAUGAUGCUACUCUCUCUGUGAUUGCGGCUCGGCAUGAGCAGCUUGAGAGCCUCCAACUUGGACCAGAUUUCUGUGAAAAGAUCACCACUGAUGCUAUAAAAGCAAUUGCUGUCUGCUGCCCUAAAUUGAAUAAACUUCGGCUUUCUGGUGUUAAGGAUGUUCAUGGAGAUGCAAUAGAUGCUUUAGCUAAGCAUUGCCGGAAUUUGAUGGAUCUUGGGUUCAUGGACUGUCUGAAGGUGGAGGAGUUGGCACUGGGGAAUAUAUUAUCACUUCGUUUCCUCUCAGUUGCUGGGACCACAAAUCUGAAGUGGGGUUUGAUUUCACACCUUUGGGGUAAACUACCUAACUUGACUGGGCUAGAUGUUUCAAGGACGGAUAUAACUCCAAAUGCUGCUUCAAGAUUGUUCGCCUCAUCACAGAGCUUGAAGGUCUUGUGCGCCUUGAAUUGUUCAGCACUUGAACAAGAUGUUACCUUUUUCGCCACUUAUAACAAUAAUAACAAUAUUAAUAAUAAAGGUAAACUGUUACUUGCACAGUUUAGUGAUAUAUUUAAGGGAAUAGCUUCUUUAUUUGCCGAUACUUCGAAGAACAAGAGGGAUGUAUUUUUCGAAUGGCGAAAUGGGAAAAACAAGGAUAAAAACUUGGAUAUGAUCAUGAAUUGGCUUGAAUGGGCUCUCUCCCAUACACUCCUGCGUAUUGCUGAGAGCAACCCACAAGGCUUGGAUUCAUUUUGGCUUAAACAAGGUGCAGCACUAUUGCUCAGUUUAAUGCAGAGCUCACAAGAGGAUGUUCAAGAGAAGGCAGCCACAGCACUUGCAACUUUUGUUGUAAUUGAUGAUGAAAAUGCUAGCAUUGAUUGUGGAAGAGCUGAAGCAGUAAUGAGGGAUGGUGGCAUACGUCUCCUUUUGAACCUUGCAAGAUCUUGGCGGGAGGGGCUUCAGUCAGAAGCUGCAAAGGCUAUUGCCAACUUGUCGGUGAAUGCCAAUGUUGCAAAAGCUGUUGCAGAUGAAGGAGGAAUCAAUAUACUUUCCAGUUUGGCUAGGUCCAUGAACAGGUCAGUUGCCGAAGAGGCUGCUGGAGGACUCUGGAACCUUUCUGUUGGAGAAGAGCACAAGGGUGCAAUUGCGGAAGCUGGUGGUGUAAAAUCCUUGGUUGAUCUUAUUUUUAAAUGGUCUGCUGGUGGUGAUGGAGUUCUGGAACGUGCAGCUGGUGCACUGGCAAAUUUGGCGGCUGAUGACAAAUGUAGCAUGGAGGUUGCACUAGCAGGUGGUGUACAUGCUUUGGUUAUGCUUGCUCGGAACUGCAAGUUUGAAGGAGUGCAAGAGCAGGCUGCACGUGCCUUGGCUAAUUUGGCUGCUCAUGGAGAUAGCAACAGCAACAAUGCUGCUGUUGGACAAGAGGCAGGGGCACUUGAAGCACUUGUGCUACUUACGAAGUCUCCCCAUGAAGGUGUCAGGCAAGAAGCUGCUGGUGCAUUGUGGAAUUUAUCAUUUGAUGACAGAAACCGUGAAGCAAUUGCAGCUGCUGGUGGCGUUGAGGCCCUGGUUGCUCUUGCACAAUCCUGUUCAAAUGCAUCUCCAGGUCUUCAAGAGAGGGCUGCUGGUGCUCUUUGGGGAUUGUCAGUAUCAGAAGCUAAUAGCAUUGCUAUUGGGCGAGAAGGGGGUGUUGCACCUCUUAUUGCGCUGGCACGCUCUGAUGCUGAAGACGUCCAUGAGACUGCUGCAGGAGCUCUUUGGAAUCUUGCCUUCAAUCCUGGUAAUGCUCUCCGCAUAGUGGAAGAAGGGGGAGUGCCAGCCCUUGUCCAUCUUUGUGCUUCCUCGGUAUCAAAAAUGGCACGCUUCAUGGCUGCAUUGGCACUUGCAUACAUGUUUGAUGGAAGAAUGGAUGAGUUUGCACUGAUAGGGACUUCUUCAGAAAGCACUUCAAAAAGUGUGAGCUUAGAUGGGGCUAGAAGGAUGGCUCUGAAGCACAUUGAAACUUUCAUCCUUACAUUUUCUGAUCCACAAUCAUUCUCCGCUGCUGCAGUAUCCUCAGCUCCAGCAGCAUUGGCACAAGUAACUGAAUCAGCUAGGAUUCAAGAAGCCGGACAUCUGAGAUGCAGUGGAGCUGAGAUUGGGAGAUUUGUUGCCAUGCUACGAAAUCCUUCUUCCAUACUCAAGUCAUGUGCUGCUUUUGCUCUUCUCCAGUUCUCCAUCCCUGGUGGUCGACAUGCUGUGCACCAUGCGACCCUUUUGCAGAGCGUGGGAGCAGCACGGGUUCUACGUGGUGCAGCUGCAGCAGCAACUGCCCCAAUCGAAGCCAAAAUCUUUGCAAGAAUCGUCCUUCGCAACCUCGAGCACCACCAGAUGGAACAGUCGAUCUAAAGCCUCUUAUCAACAGCCCAUAAUCAUCAGUGGAGACCAGUGUCAUUCUCUGGCCUCCUAGCCUCCUUGUUAGUCAGCUGCCCUGUGGCCUGUCUUUGUGAAGAACUAAAACCAUGUGGCUCCUCAAGCUGUUAUGCAAGAGUUUUUUUUUUUUUCUUUUUUUUUCCCCAUUUAAUCGGGAACCAAAGGUGGUUUAGUUAGGUUUGAGUGUGAUUUUAUUUUCUUUUCUUUUUGGUUACUAUUAUUAAUAUUGGUGAAAAGGUACUUGAGGAGGGAUGUGUUCUAAAGAGCAAUACCUUAUAAUUUAUUUUGUUCCAUUGUUACAAUAACUUUUAUGAUUAUGAUAUAAUCAUAUGUACAAAUAUAUAUACAUUAGAGUUGUUUGAGACUAAAA